Molecule: messenger RNA, 622 nt
Organism: Trichobilharzia szidati
Lineage: Eukaryota; Metazoa; Platyhelminthes; Trematoda; Strigeidida; Schistosomatidae
Source: the annotation of a GenBank genome assembly
AUGGCGUGUAAGGAAAAACCAUCUAAAAGCAUUUUGAAAUCUGAUCAGGAACAACCUCCAACACUUGGAACAUACAAUAUAUAUACGAAACGUGCCAGUUUCAAAGAUGAUGUCAUCCUUCAACAAUUUAUACAGGACAAUUGUGAAGUAAUUACACCACCGGUUAUUGAAGCUAAACUUCCAAUUGCAUCAGAUGAUACAGAAGAACAGCUAAGUCCUGAAGAAAUAUCUCGAAGAAAUGAAUUCAAGCAAAAACGUCGUUUAGUCGAUCUAGAAGGAAUUGAUGGAUUGAAUUUGAAAGCUGUUUUAGGCCAUAGAGUUUCUUUGCCUGGAGUUGAACUUGACGAAGAUGAUGAUGAUGAUGGCGAUAAUGAAAAUAAUAAACGUAAAGAAGCAGUGAGUCAAGCUAGCGGAUCAGUCUGUACAAGUGGUGAGGUGUCACUUCCAGUCCCAUCAAAAUCCAAUGAACAUGAAUCUGAUUCUGAUUGGAGUUUUCCUGACACGGAAUCGAAUUCAUUAUGCUAUCCAGUACCUAAUGUUGUUAACAGGCUACCGGAUACCAGUUCAACUGCAGGAACAACAACGACAACAACAACAAACACAGUAAGAAUAGUUAAAAUAA